Salvia hispanica is the source of this 2553-nucleotide messenger RNA. RefSeq names its product RNA helicase family protein. The record is from RefSeq and is a predicted model, not a curated record. Gene Ontology annotation, molecular function: RNA binding; helicase activity; ATP binding. NCBI's taxonomy places the organism in Eukaryota, Viridiplantae, Streptophyta, Magnoliopsida, Lamiales, Lamiaceae. Gene Ontology annotation, cellular component: intracellular anatomical structure.
GAAUGUCAAAAUUCUGGAAGCCGGGAACAGAGAAACCUCGAUUCGUCGAGGAUGAUGAAGGCGGCGUUUUGUUCUUCACCUCCGCUUCAUCUUCUUCCUCAGGGCACGGGUACGCGAGUGUGGAGAGACAGAGGCAGAGGCUCCCAGUGUACAAGAACAGGACUGCCAUUUUGUAUUUAGUGGAGACGCACGCCACCACAAUCGUCGUCGGAGAAACUGGCAGUGGAAAAACUACUCAAAUCCCUCAGUUCUUGAAAGAAGCUGGAUGGGCGGACAGUGGACGGAUGAUAGCCUGCACGCAGCCAAGGCGAUUGGCAGUUCAGUCAGUCGCUUCAAGGGUUGCGGAAGAGAUGGGCGUUAAACUUGGGGAAGAAGUUGGUUACACAAUUCGCUUUGAAGAUAUUACAGAUGCUGAACUAACACGGAUAAAAUUUCUCACUGAUGGAGUCUUGCUAAGGGAAAUGAUGGAUGAUCCUCUAUUAAGCAAGUAUAGUGUUAUCAUGGUAGAUGAAGCUCAUGAACGGUCUCUUUCAACCGACAUUUUGUUAGGUCUCCUGAAAAAGAUUCAACGGCGUCGGCCUGAGCUUCGACUCAUCAUCUCAUCUGCUACAAUUGAGGCUAAAUCAAUGGCUGCCUUCUUUAAUAGCAGCCGAAGGCUUCAAGGACGAGAUGUUGAAGGACAUGGACCAAAGAAAGAGUCCGCCAUUCUCUCUGUCGAGGGUAGAGGAUUCAAUGUGCAAACCUCUUAUGUUGAGGAGCCGGUUUCAAAUUAUAUUCGAGCUGCAGUUUCGACCAUACUUUCUAUUCAUGACCAGGAGCCAAUGGGAGACAUUCUUGUAUUUCUUACUGGUAAAGAUGAUAUUGAUGCUGCAAUGCAGUUGCUUGCAGAAGAUUCUCACCACAGAAACCAAGGACUGAUUGUUUUACCUCUGUAUUCUGGACUGCCGCGUGCUGAUCAGGAUCUUGUGUUUUCUCCAACUCCUCGCGGGAAGAGAAAAGUGAUAAUAUCAACAAAUAUAGCAGAGACAUCCUUAACAUUGGAGGGCGUUGUCUAUGUUGUUGACUGUGGGUUCUCAAAACAACGGUUCUAUAAUCCUAUAACUGAUAUUGAAAAUCUGGUCGUGGCUCCAAUAUCAAGGGCUUCAGCCCGACAACGGGCUGGAAGGGCUGGGAGAGUUAGACCAGGAAAGUGUUACAGGCUCUACACUGAAGAAUAUUAUGUAAAUGAGAUGUCUUCUGAUGGUGUUCCGGAGAUACAGAGGUCAAACCUUGUUUCGUGUGUUAUUCAGUUAAAAGCAUUAGGGAUAGACAAUAUUUUGGGAUUUGACUGGCCAUCAUCACCAUCGCCUGAAGCACUGAUCAGAGCACUUGAAGUGUUGUAUUCUCUUGGAGUUAUUGAUGAAGAUGCAAAACUUACAUCUCCUACUGGAUUCCAAAUUGCUGAAAUUCCACUAGAUCCGAUGGUUUCAAAAAUGAUUUUAGCUUCAAAUGAUUUAGGCUGUUCUGAAGAAGCCAUCACUAUUGCUGCUGUGUUGUCCUUACAGUCGAUCUGGUAUUCAACCAGGGGAUCAGAAAAGGAAUUGGAUGAGGCCAAAUUGAGAUUUGCUGCUGCUGAGGGUGACCAUGUUACCUUCUUAAAUGUAUAUAGAGGAUAUGUUGAGUCUAAUAAAUCUUCGAGUUGGUGUCACAGGAACCACAUAAACUACCAUGCAAUGAAAAAAGUUGACGACGUUCGAAAACAGUUGAGAAGAAUAGCACAACGUUUGGGCAUAUCCCUUAAAUCUUGUGACGACAAUAUGCAGGCAGUGAGGAAGGCAGUUACUGCUGGUUUUUUCUCUAACGCUUGUCGCAUAGAAGCCUUCAGCCAUAACGGCGCAUACAAAACUAUACGAGGUUCACAAGAAGUCUAUAUUCACCCUUCGUCUGUAUUAUUCAGAGUGAAUCCAAAGUGGGUGAUCUACCAUUCUAUUGUCUCGACUGAGCGUCAGUACAUGCGCAAUGUCAUCACUAUAGAACCCUCGUGGCUGCCAGAGGCUGCUCCACACUUCUACCACCGCCAACAGCUUGAUCCUAGAUUGCAUUCCUAGUGUUCCUUUGACAGUUAACCUUAUGCCUGAUCUGUGCUCCUUUCGGUUGCUCACUCCCGCCAUUUGCGAUGGUCUGCCUGAAGAUGUAUGCAUCGCGCCUCAGUGAAAGAGCUUAGAUAAACCUCAUGCAAACUUGUUUCGUCGCAGACCUCUGUGAGAUUGCUAACUCGGAGCGGAAGAGGCAGAGUGACAGAGUGCUGAUUCCUUGAGGUGGUGGUGCUGUUACUUAGUCGGAUUACCUUUACAAUUCAUCAAAAUCAGGAGUGUCAUCAUCGUCACAGUGAAAUCAAAUGUAUUAGGUGGAAUGGAGUAUCAAAUGUGAGUUGGUAUCAGUCAAUUUCUCCAAAAUGAUUAAAAAAGUUAUAUUCGGGUUUCAAGUCUAUCUUGAUUCUAUGUAAGAAUGAGCAUGCGCGUCACUGCUUACCCAUUCAUAUUUUUACUCUAUUGAUCCACAAAAAGUAAGUCA